Vanderwaltozyma polyspora DSM 70294 is the source of this 456-nucleotide messenger RNA. RefSeq names its product Ump1p (gene UMP1). The coding region runs from base 1 to 456 and encodes 151 amino acids. Gene Ontology annotation, cellular component: cytoplasm; nucleus. The record is from RefSeq and is a predicted model, not a curated record. NCBI's taxonomy places the organism in Eukaryota, Fungi, Ascomycota, Saccharomycetes, Saccharomycetales, Saccharomycetaceae. Gene Ontology annotation, biological process: proteasome assembly. The transcript has a single exon.
AUGAAUAAUAUGAAUAUAGUGCCAUCUGAUAAUUUUAAGAGUAGUGUUUCUACUGUCUCUGAGAGUAAAAUAGUUUCUAAUGCGGUUCCAUCGUUGCCAGAUACUUUGCGUCAACAGGAAGGUGGUGCAGUUCCUCUAUCGACACAGUUGAAUGACAGACAUCCAUUGGAGAACCGUGUGCAAAACUGGGAAGAGACCCAACGUAAGAGACAGCUUGAACAGUACAGACAAAUUUUUGGUAUAGCUGAGCCAGUUAAGAGGGAGAUGGAACUUAAAAUUGUUGAGAAUACCGAUUUUAACCCGUUAUCUAACAAUGCAUCAUCUAUCCAUCGUGACAUUCUAUUGAACAAGGAAUGUGACGUCGAUUGGGAAGAUGUAUAUACUUCUACUACAGAUUCAAAUUCUAUGCUAACUAGCAACGUUCAUUCUAAGAUUGAAUCAACUUUAGGUAUAUAA